CCAUGCCGUAAAACACUUUUGUCCGACCUGCCAGUGAAGAGAGACAGAAGAAGGCCUUAAAGCUUAUAAAUUUAUAGACGAUGCAAGCAGGGUUAUCGAAACGCACUUUCAUUUUAUAGACAGUAUUAUAGUCUUUCUCACGAUGAUCAUAGAGAAUGUUGAAGCCUUGAAGUCAUGGCUGGCAAAACUCCUGGAGCCAAUAUGUGAUGCUGACCCCUCUGCAUUAGCCAACUAUGUGGUAGCUCUUGUGAAGAAGGACAAACCGGAGAAAGAGCUGAAAGCACUUUGUGCUGAUCAGCUUGAUGUCUUUCUACAAAAAGAGACGACGGGAUUUGUCGAUAAACUUUUUGAAUGUCUGACGACAAAGAAUUACCUGGGAAACACUGCGGCCAAGGAAGUUCCUAAAGAAGAGGUCAAACCACCUGCAGUCAAAUCUGAUGUUGUGGAGGCUGAAACUCCAGAGGAGGACAGAGAAAACCGGCGGAGGAGAAGUCCUGUCAGAAACCGCUCUGACUUCAACGAGUCCAGGAACCGCGAUGACAGGAGGCGAGACGAGCGCAAGCGGCGCGACUUAGAGCGACACGGGAAAAGUGUCAGCGACUCCCACCGCGAGCGGGAGCGUCACGAGCGCCGCAGGGGCAGCCCCCGCGGGAGGAGCUACAGCCGGAGCCGCAGCCGGAGCAGGAGUGGCAGCCGAGGAAAGAGCAGGGACAGAGAGCACAGAGGAGGCAGAGACUUCAAGUCGAAGUUUGAGUUGGAAAGGAAGGAUACAGACUGCUACAACUCUUCCAACACAUCCGGCUCCCAGCAGCAGCACCCGUCGCCUCUCCUGCCCCUUCCCACGCCUCCGCACCCCUUUUCUUCCUCGUCGUCAGCAGGAGUCUCAGGAGCUGUAGGUGUUCCCAUAGUGACACCGGCUCACCUGCCCGAUAGCACUACAGACAGCUGGUCCGGCUACUUUGGCACCCAGAGGCAAGAUGGUGUCGGCAAGCCAUUCGGCAACAAAAGCGUUUUGCUCAAACAGCGCUGCAGGGACUACGAUGAAAAGGGAUUUUGUGUCCGUGGUGACCUUUGUCCAUUCGACCACGGCAACGACCCCCUCAUCGUUGAUGAUGUCAAUCUACCGAACAUGAUUCCGUUCCCUCCCCCGCCUGUUAUGCCCCCCGCUGGCCUGCCUAUGCCCCCGAUCACAGAGCCACCCCCUCCCCUCAGGAUGCCUGCGAUGCCACCUUAUGGCCAGCCACCUCCACCGGGCGUCUUCCCCAUGACUGGACCCCCACUGAUAGCAACCAGUGGGAUUGAUACCCCCAACCACCAAACAGCAAUCACUUCUUCUCCUCCUAUCGGACCGCCCGGUGUGGGGCUGCCGCCUACUCUUCCUCCUCCUCCACCUCCUCCCUCCUCGUCCUCAUCUGUGUCUCUUCGUCCCCAAUAUGUCCAGUCUGAAUAUAACUAUGAUCCAGAAGGUUAUAACCCAGAAUCGCCAGGCCUGACUGCAGCAGGUCGUAACCCAUACCGUCAGUUCAUUCCCCGGGUGCAGACCCAGCGCUCCAACCUCAUCGGCCUCACCUCCAACGAAGGACAAGGCUCCAGAGCUGCCAACAUAGUGAUCCAGACAGAGCCUGCCACUGCAGCCAGCACACCUGGAAGCAACGUGUCCCGGUUCAACACAGAGCAGGACAUCAGGAAGAGAACCAUGGGGCCCAGCACAGCGGAGGGAACCGCAGCUAAGAAACCCUGGAUGGAGAAGCCGAGCUUUAACAACCAACAAAAGAACACUUUUCCCAAGAGGUAUUACUACGUGAACACUAAGCUGGAGGUGCGCAAGAUCCCACGCGAGCUCAACAACAUCACCAAGCUCAACGAGCACUUCAGCAAGUUCGGAACCAUCGUCAAUAUCCAGGUGGUGUUUGGCGGAGACCCAGAGGCGGCGUUGAUCCAGUACACAAAGAAUGAAGAGGCCAGGCGGGCCAUAUCCAGCAUCGAGGCGGUCCUCAACAACCGCUUCAUCCGUGUGUACUGGCACCGCGAGCCCGGCACCAACACCACAGGGCUUCAGCAGCAGGAGCAGAGCUCAGGGAGCCAGGUGGUCGGCUCAGCCCCCAGCCAGGGGCUGCAGCACGGCAACAUGCAUAAGGCAAUCAAGCAGCACAAUCCAGCCGCCUACGUGUUGAACAAGACUGUACCCAAGCAUCGCGUGCCAGCAUUGCCCGGGAUCCCAGCUGCAACCAAACCAGACGGCCUGAACCCAAACCCAGACGCUGCCACUAUGAUGCUUGGACUGACAAACACCCAGAAGGGCCCUUACACUUCUACGCCUCUUAAGUCGUCCUCAAAGAGCUUUGGGAGAACGGGAAAAGCAAUUGAAGCUCAGGAAGUCCACAAGAAGAAACAGGAGGCAUUAAAACUCCAGCAGGACAUGAGAAAGAAGAAGCAAGAGAUGUUAAAGACACAGAUUGAGUGUCAGAAGGCCCUGAUAAACCGCCUGGAGAAGAACCGAGGGAUGAAACCUGAGGAGCGAGCCAACAUCAUGAAGACCCUGAAGGAGCUGACUGAGAAGAUCGCGCAGCUGCAGAAUGAAAUGAACCCCGCCUCCCAGGUAUCCAGCGCCAAACCAAACCACGGCCAGUCCAAGACCAAGACUGAUGCCCAGAAGGAGUUGCUGGAUGCUGAGCUGGACUUUCACAAGAAGAUGAGCUCUGGAGAGGAUACAACAGACCUCAAGAGAAAACUGGGCCUGUUACAGGUGGAGGCGACUCGGUUGGGUCUGAUACGGCCUCCAACGGGUCGAGGUCGGGGCCGAGGGAAGAUGGCGCUGGAGCCCGGCUCGGUGCACAUGGGCCGUGGCAGGGGCCGAAGCCGGGAGAUGAUGGGUCGAAGCGGGACUGUGAACCGCAUGGUGGUCGACCACAGGCCUAGAGCCCUGGCUAUUUUGGGGGUCACUCAGGAGGAGAAGGAAGAGCUAAUGCCACACUUUGUGAAAUUUGGUGAGAUUGAAGAUGUCCGUGACCAAGACGCCAACAGUGUUGUCAUGACCUUUAUGUCACGAAGCGAAGCAGAGAAUGCAGCUAACCAGGGCGCUAAGUUCAAAGGUCGGGUGCUGCAGAUUUCCUGGUACAAGCCCAAGACGCCUUCUGUUACAACAGAGCCAGAGGAGGAAGAGGCUAAAGAUGAGGAAAAUACGAAGAAAGCUAGCUCUUAUUUGCCCGGCGAGGAGGAAGAAGAGGAGGAGGACGACGACGAAGAUGACGAGUACGAGAGCCGAUCUUGGAGACGAUGAAGGCAUUUGUGAAUCGUCAUGACCCGUACUCCAGCAUCAGUCGUUACUUUUCCCCUCGUGCAGAUAAAAUCAGUAGAAUGGAGCUCACUUUCUUUUUUCCUUCCUUUCCAGUAUUUUCAAAAUAAGUACAUUUUAGACUCUAAUCAAAGUAAAAACGUCUUUACUUUACAUCAAAAGAAGUUUAGAGGGCCGACACUUUUUGUAUCCCUCGACUGAACAAUUAUUUAAAACAUCUCACUUUUGCUGAGAAAGAUAAAUGUUAAGUUGUUCUUAUAGAUAGAAAAACCUAUGUAAGUUUCAGUGUGCAUACCAGAUGAUUAAUAUCAGUAAUGCACAACAUUUGUGUCUACUGUGAAUAGGUAUUUUUAUACAUACUGUAUUUAAGCUCUUUUCUCACCAGUUUCUUUUAAAAUCUUGUCCUCUAUUCAGGGACAGCCAUUCCUUCACCAAUAGAACGUUCUCUGUUGCUACCAGAGAGAUAUUUAUUUAUUUUUCCACUGCAUAAAUGCACUGUGCCGUACCUAUAUUGGCACAGUAUGGUAUGGUUUUCCAUUUCACUUUGCUCAGUUUGUUUUGGAAUGGGCAAGCCCAAAAUGUUAAAGGAUCCAAAUAUUUUUGACAGUGACUCACCAUGCUCGCAUGUAUACAUGCUAGUUUGCGCAUGUUGUAUUCUAAAUCUUCAGAGCCACCCCUACUGAUACUGUACCAUAACCAUAUUUGAGCCAGUGCAGGUACAGAAGGAUACCAGUGCAAUAGAAAAAAUUUAAACUAUGUUUACAAAUUGCCGUGCCAUGCACGUCAGAUGCAGCCUGAUAGUAAAUAUUCAAUUUUUCCCCGCUUGUGUUUAGUUGCUUAUUAAAUGUCCGGUGCCACUCUUUGUAAAUAUAAACAUCCACGCGGGUGUUUUACAUUUUCUAAAGAGUGUGUAACAUUUUUCACUUGUUUUGUUCUGUCUCCUGGUCAUCCAAAGGGCCUGGCAGGACAAGGAUCAGAUCACCCAUUUUUUUAAAUGUGAGAUCUAUAGAUGGGUGUCUGAAUGUAAUACUGAA
Molecule: messenger RNA, 4329 nt
Organism: Cottoperca gobio
Lineage: Eukaryota; Metazoa; Chordata; Actinopteri; Perciformes; Bovichtidae
Gene: rbm27
Product: RNA binding motif protein 27
Cellular component (GO): nucleus
Molecular function (GO): metal ion binding; RNA binding
Source: RefSeq, a predicted model, not a curated record